Molecule: messenger RNA, 670 nt
Organism: Magallana angulata
Lineage: Eukaryota; Metazoa; Mollusca; Bivalvia; Ostreida; Ostreidae
Product: protein FAM32A-like
Exons: 4
Coding region: 60-413 (117 amino acids)
Cellular component (GO): nucleolus
Source: RefSeq, a predicted model, not a curated record
AAAAUACUUUAUCGAUUAUAUUUUACUCAACUUCCGGUUUUGUCAACUAAUAAACAAAAAUGUCGGAAUACGAUGCAGUUCAGAAGGGUUCUCUGAAACUUAAAGGAGUUUCUGACCAUAAGAUAAAGAAGAAGAAGAAGAAAAAGAGCAAAGAGAAAGAUGCAAUGAAAGUGUUUGACCAGAUUACUUCACAUUCAAAGAAUACAGACGAAGACAAAUCGCAACAUCAAGAAUUGAGGGACAUAAGAACAAAGGCAGAAAUAGCUGCAGAUAAAGCCAGAGAGAAAAGGAAAGCGGCAGAAAUUAUAGAAAAGGCCAGCAAGACUCAUAAAGAGAGAAUCAUGGACUUUAACAGUCAGCUGGACAACUUAUCUGAACAUUUUGAUAUUCCCAAAGUUAGCUGGACAAAAUGAGAGCCUUCAGCAGCCAUUGAAAUUCAGUCACUACGGAUUUUGCUUCCAGCAGUGUAGAUUAAGAAGAAAAUGUUUACUAACAGAAAGAGCUAGUUAUAGGAUAUCACCUGUGUGUUAUUGUUAUUGGAGCUUGCUUAUAGAUAUGAUCUGAAAUUCAUGGACAAUUUUAAUGUAUAUAUAAAUUACUUCUGAAUUCUUUUGAUUUUAUACGUUUAUGAUUUAAAAAAAAAAAGAUGUACCUUGGUGGGGGGGGGGGG